Messenger RNA from Clunio marinus, 192 nucleotides. The record is from the annotation of a GenBank genome assembly. Lineage: Eukaryota; Metazoa; Arthropoda; Insecta; Diptera; Chironomidae.
AUGGAAAACAAAAAGGUUCAUAAGAUGUUUUGGGAAAAUAUGUUUUUAAACAUCGUCAAAAGUUACAAUUUCAGCAUUUUGUACUCCUCCAGAUAUGAAGUUCAAUUCAACAUAACAUUACAGAAGAAUUUAACUGAACAACAUUUUAUGGUUCACUUGAUAAAUCGUUUGACUACAGUUGAUAUUGUUUGA